AUGUCAUCAUCAGUUCAAAGAAUUAGAUUACCAAGUGUUAAUGAUAUCUUCCCAAGUGUUGAUAAUCAACAUCAUCAUCAUCAUCAUAUUCAACAUUAUGCACCUCCAGCACCUCAAGUGAUGAAUACCGGAUUUCAAAUAAAUCCAAAUUAUAUUGCACAACCUUCAUAUCCACAACAACCAAUUCCAAUUCAAGUUCAACAUCAACCUCAACCUAUUGUUCAACAACCAAUCCCAUUUAAUCCACAAAAUUUCAUUGUUCCACCUCCACAUCAUCAACAACCAAUAACUCCAUCACAAUCUCCAAUCAAUUAUAUGUCUUCAAAUUCUACACCAUAUCCACAACAACAAUAUCAAUAUCAUCAACCACGUAUGAAUAUUAAUAAUGUUUCAAAAUAUAAGAUUCAAAAAUCUCCAACUUCAACAAGACAAUCAAAUGCAUGGAGUGCAAAUGAUGAUGAAUUAUUAAAAUAUUUAAAAGAAGUUAAAAAUUUAGGAUGGAGAGAAAUUUCAAUGUAUUUCCAAAAUAGAACUGCUAAUGGUUGUCAAUUUAGAUGGAGAAGAAUUGUGGCAUUAACUAAAUCUUCUUCAUCACCACCAAGUUCAUCAGCUUCUUCAUCUCCAUUACCUGAAAAAUCUCAAGAUUCAGAAAUUGAAGUUUCAAUGAGAUCAAAUUCAUUAGAAAGUUUAUUGAAUUAA
Hansenula ciferrii is the source of this 699-nucleotide messenger RNA. RefSeq lists its product as uncharacterized. Lineage: Eukaryota; Fungi; Ascomycota; Saccharomycetes; Phaffomycetales; Wickerhamomycetaceae. The transcript has a single exon. The record is from RefSeq and is a predicted model, not a curated record. Bases 1 to 699 code for a protein of 232 amino acids.